AUGUGUCAUACCCCCAGAGCCAUGUCCGCCUGUGACCCAGCCUCCUUUCAUAGGCCCAGUCACACACAGAGCGCAGUCAAUGAACAGCUGAUCCGAGAGGCCGUGGUGGAGAGACGAGUUGACGCUGCGCUCGUUGCUGUUACAGAGCCAUGUGUGUUUCCCUGCCUGAACGGAGGACAGUGCGUUCAGUCGGAGUCAUGUGACUGCAGCUUGUAUCAGGCCACUGGACACAGAUGUCAGACAGUUCCUAAUCUUGGCUUUGAGAGGGAGAUGACGUGUCGGUCGUGGGGUCAGUACAACUUUGAGACCUUUGACGGCCUCUACUACCACUUCCCCGGCCGCUGCACCUACACUCUGCUGAGGGACUGUGAGGAAACCACCCAGGCCAGCGUCGUCGUCCAGGUCCACAAUGACCCGGGCUGCAGCUCUGCCCCCUACACCUGCCAACGAUCUGUCAGCCUCUUCUUCCCGUGGGACGGCGAGGUUCGGCUGCACGCCACCAACGUGACCUUCAAGGGCCAAAGUCUGCAGCUGCCUCAUCACAUCCACGACCUGCAGCUGGAGCGGAUCUCUCAGUACGUUCUGGUGACGCAGCAACACGGUCUCACGCUGGCAUGGGAGGGACGCAGUGGCUCAGUCUACAUCAAACUCAGCCCGGAGUUUGUGGGCAGAACCUGCGGCCUGUGUGGGAACUUCAACGCAGACGUCCAGGACGACCUGAAGACGAGUUACGGCGUGCUGACACAUGAAAUUGAAAUGUUCGGGAGUAGCUGGGUGGAGACGGAACCGCACGAGGCUCGAUGUCCCAUGGUGCCCUCUGGCUUCUCUUCACCCUGUGCUGCAGUCGAAGCUCAUGUCCUGCUGAAAGUGGAGGAGGUGUGUGCAAUGCUGCUGGAUCCGCCAUUUCAGAGCUGCCACGACUUUGUCAGCCCACUGUCCUACAUGGCCAGCUGCUCCAACGACCUCUGCAUGUCGGGUCCCAACGGUGAUGUGGUAUGCCAGGUGUUCAGCGAGUACACCCGGGCCUGUGCCCAUGCUGACCACCCACUGCACGACUGGAGGCUGCAAAUUCCACAGUGUGCGAAGCAGUGUCCCCUUGGUCUGCAGUACAGGGAAUGCAUCAGCUGCUGCCCGGCGUCCUGUAACCUGGAGCGAACAUGCAUCGACAGCAAGCUGGCCUGCCUGGAUGGAUGCUACUGUCCUGAUGGUCUGAUCUACGAGGACGGAGGCUGUGUGACGCCCGCCGACUGUCCCUGCGAGUACCACGGCAUGUUUUAUCCGUCUGGACAGACACUGCAGGAGGAAUGCAACAACUGCACAUGCGUGGGUGGAGUGUGGAACUGCACCGACUACAGCUGCCCAGGCGAGUGCUCGGUAUCUGGCGAUAUGUAUUUUGAAUCCUUUGACGGGCGGAUCUACAACUUCCCUGCAACAUGUCAGUAUGUCCUCGCCAAGAGUCGCAACUCAGGGAAGUUCACAGUCACCAUCCAGAACACCCCCUGUGGAGCCAAUUUGGACGGGGCCUGCAUCCAAUCAGUUAACCUGCUUAUUGACGAGGAUCCAAGAACGGAGAUUACACUGAGUCACGUCGGCGAGGUCUUCAUGGCCGAACAGUACCGCAUCUCCCUGCCCUAUUCUGACGACAUCUUUCACAUCCAGGAGCUGUCGUCCAUGUUCCUCCAGGUGAAGACGGCGUUCGGCCUGCGUCUGCAGUACAGCUGGAAGGAGUUUCGCCUCUACCUGCAGACCGAUGAGCUGUGGAAGGACGACACGGUGGGCCUGUGCGGCACCUUCAACGGCAACAUUCAAGAUGACUUCCUGUCUCCAUCAGGUAUGAUAGAAAGCACUCCUCAGCUGUUUGGAAACGCCUGGAGAGUCUCGUCGGCCUGUUCGACCAGCCUGAGUACACCUCAGCUCGACCCCUGUGACACACACCAGCAGGCCGUGGCCUAUGCCUCAGAGAUGUGUGACGUGCUGAACCAGGAUCUGUUCUCCGCCUGCCACGAGUACCUCAGCCCGACAUCCUUCCACCAGCAGUGUCGCUCAGACACCUGUAAGUGCGGGACACCUUGCCUCUGCUCUGCGCUGGCCCACUACGCUCGCCACUGCCGCAGAUUCUCCGUCAUCGUUGACUUUCGAUCGCAGAUACCCGACUGUGCGGUCACCUGUCCUGCCACCAUGCAGUAUGGCACCUGCGUGUCAUCCUGCCAGCGCCGCUGCUCCGCCCUCUCCGUCCCGCAGCAUUGUGGGGAGGAGUGUGAGGAGGGCUGCGUCUGCCCGCAGGAAUCCUUCUACAACCAUCGAACGCACACCUGUGUAGACAGACAUGUUGUGUGCAGCUGGCAGCUCUACCAGAACUGCUCAGAGGGGGACGAUGGGCUCCUGUCAGGAAGGGGCGUGGCCUGCGAGCGCACCUGCGAAUCCUACCUUCUCAACCUCACCUGCUCGACACAUGAGCCCUGCGUGGCCGGAUGUGCCUGCCCUCCUGGCUUGCUGAAACAUGGAGACGAGUGCUUUGAACCUGCAUCCUGCCCCUGUCUAUGGAAAGGAAAGGAAUAUUACCCCGGCGACAGAGUCUCCUCCCCGUGCCAUCAGUGUGUUUGCCAGCAUGGGACGUUCCAGUGUGUGUUUCAUCCGUGUCCAUCCAUGUGCAUGGCUUACGGUGACCGCCACUACAGGACGUUUGAUGGGCUCCUGUUUGACUACGUUGGUGCAUGCAAAGUCUAUCUUGUAAAGAGCAGCGCUGAUGUGAUUCUCAGUGUAACAGCCGAGAACAUUGACUGUUUUGACAGCGGAGUCAUCUGCAGGAAAUCUCUGCUGAUCAACAUCGGAAGAUCCUUCGUAGCAUUCGAUGAUGACGCUGGGAAGCCAAAUCCAUCCAGCGUGAUCGACAGGAAACAGAGGAUGUACGUCUGGCCAGCCGGGUACUUCACAGUGGUUCAUUUCCCAGAGGAAGACGUCACCGUCCUCUGGGACCGCAAGACCACCGUCCACAUCCAGGUCGGACCUCGCUGGCAGGGGAAGCUAAGUGGGCUGUGCGGGAACUUUGAUAUGAAGACGGUGAACGAGAUGCGGACACCCGACAACAUCGACUCCCAGACUCCUCAGGAGUUUGGAAACAGCUGGACUGCAGCAGAGUGUGUGAACAGUCCAGAUAUCAGACACCCCUGCAGCCUCAGUCCGCUCAGAGAGCCGUUUGCAAAGCGGCAGUGUGGCGUCCUGCUCAGUGAGGUCUUCCAGGUCUGCCACCCGGUGGUGGACGUUACCUGGUUCUACAUGAACUGCCUGGCAGACACGUGUGCCUGCAGUCGAGGAGGCGACUGUGAGUGUUUCUGCACCAGCGUGGCGGCAUAUGCCCAGCGCUGCUGCCACCAGGGCAUUCCUGUCGACUGGCGCUCCCCGUCUCUGUGCCCGUAUGAUUGUGAAUUCUACAACAAAGUUCUGGGUAAAGGUCCCUUCAGGCUGAUCACAUUCAGAGAUGGGACGAUGCUGUUGGCAGCCAGCAGGUCCAGUGGCUCCGUGUUCCUGCAGCGGGGCAAACCUCAGCGUCCCCGCCGCCCCUGGAGUCUUCUCGCAGUUUAUGAUGACGCCAGGCCUCAGCAGAGCCCGACCACACGAAUCAUUUUGUUCUCAACAGACACAUCGCGGGUUUCCUUUGAGGCGGCCGACAGACCGAACUACUUCCUGUACGCGAGCCCCAGCGGCCAAGUGAGGCUGGCCAAGUGGGAGGAGAGCGAGGCAUUCUGGGACGGAGCCACCUUUGUCCUCCACAGAAACACCUGGAUCCCCGGCUACGACUCGCUGGAGUCCCACGCAAAACCCGGCUUCUUCCUGCACGCCAUACCGGCCCGCCUCCACCUGCUCAAGUACAGACACACCGACAGCUUCCGCAAGGCCACGCUGUUCAGACUGACAGGCCCCAGCCGAGACGCCCCGCCUGGUCCUCUGUGUCAGUGGAGGUACGAUUCCUGUGUCAUCCCCUGCUUCAAGACCUGCAGUGACCCGUCAGCUGAAGCCUGUGUCGCCAUUCCACAAGUGGAGGGCUGCCUUCCUGUCUGCCCCCCUCACAUGGUCCUGGAUGAGGUCACCCGUCGGUGUGUCAAUGUUGAGGACUGCAUUAAGGUCCCAGUUGAUGUGCAGCCUGUAACACCGUCUGCUGCUCAGCUGACCUCUGCAGCUGCCACUUCUGCAACCACCACAAGCACAGCGGCCUCCACCACCCCCCUCCAGGCCAUCACUACCACCACUGCUUCUGCCGUGAGCACACACACAACCUCGUCUAAGGCACCACCUGGCCCUGAUGAGUUUCCCCGUCCAGUCACCGUCUCUCCUUCUGCAGCUCCUGAAGUUCUCAGAACAGCUGAACCCCCGUCUCCUCCAACAGCGCCCCCUGCUGUCAGGCCAGAGGUGGAGGAGCCGCUGUCUACUGUCAGAGUGACUGAAGCCUCGCCCACCACUGUAGCAGGUACAACAGCACGGACGACCAGAGCUGUGGGCUCUACUACCAGCCACUUCAGCCCCAGCACGUCCAGGACGAGCAGUGCUCCCUUCGCCAUCACAGCUCUGUUCUGGGUCUCCUCCUUCACCAAGCCCACCGACCUCCUGCAGCCGCUCUCCACCACCACUGCCACAACCCUGCAUCCAUCUACCACUACAGCACCGACCACAAGCUCUGUGGAAGGGACAACCCCCAUCAGUACCCUUCCGCCUGUUGUUGUCGUGCAGCCAACCGAAGAGACCACAGAGGCUACAACACAUUCAGCAGCAGUCACUCCGAUUGUAACCGCUUCUAGUCCAAGUCCUGCUCCGGUCUCAGAGACAGCUCCAGUUUCAGACAGGACUACUUUACCAAGUACAGCUACUACUGCAGACACCAGCGCUAAACCUGUAACAGUGGCGCGACUUCCCCCAACCACAACUACACCCAUCCCUCCUGGUUUACCAAGCACAGCCUCCUUAACCUCUACACCUCUCCCGACCUCACCACUUGUCGAAACAGGAACUGCAGUCUUUGCCCACAGUCACUUCAGCUAAACCACAGAAUCAGUCACACCAGCUGCACCUUCCAUCACCAGUAAAACAACUGCGUACAUAAGUCCAGAGACAACAAAACCACCUGCUACCACAGAGAAGAUUCUGCACACCACUCCCACUGGGCCGACGACUUCUGCAACAACUGUUCCCGAGUUACCAACGUUAACCCCAAUCCAUGUUGCACCGACUACAACUGCACCAUCAGCUGCUACAGACUGGAAAACAACAACAAAGAAAGUGACCAUACUUGAAUCCACUGUGUCUGAAAUACCUGGAGCUACCACAACAACGGCUGCUCCUCCACCUCUGAAGAUUACCGACACCACGACUGUGUCCACCACCACAACCUAUGCUGAGAGAACCUCCUGGUCUGCUGCCAUCCCAACAGCAGAGACUCAGACCUCAACAUCUAGACCUCCAGAGGUUCCAAAAACAUCCGCCGUGUCCACAGGUCCUCCUAUUACAACAAAACCAACUGUACCGCCAGUUUCUUCUACGGAAACCACUGCUUUUCCACUUUUACCAGCAACAGAGAGCUCCACCCAUCCUGCGUCUACCGUGCAAACCUCCAAGCCGUGGCAUUGGGAGACCUCCUCCACCCCGGCCUACAGUCCCACAGUGAAGACUACGCCAGAGGUCACUUCUGAAACUGUCAUCCACGAAGUCACUUCUACUAAAACUACUGAAGUGCCUCGUCUUCCCGUAACAUCACAGCCGGUUGUCACCUCAGCGACAUCACCUGCUGCCACCACCAAAACUUCAAUGUCUCCUGAAAUCUCAACCGCAGAAAUUGCAGCUACCACAACCAAGAAACUGGCUACACCCCCACGUCCACCUGCGCCUGGUCUUCCUGAGACACUUCUCACCACCGUCUUUACAAGAGCUCCACCAGGUGUUGUCACCACCACUCUCCGUCCCGUCAUCGUACAACCGAUUACAGAGACGACACAUCCAGUGACCGGCAGAGUGGAGGUGUCAACGAGAGCUACAACCAUGCCGCCGCUAUUUUGGUCUGCGCUGCACACAACUACUACUUCCAUCGAGGCUCCAAGGCCAACGACUAUCCAGGACAAAGUCACCACCCGGCUGGUGUCCACUACAAGAGCUACGCCAGCUACAACAACAACUAGCACCACCGCACGGACGACCACUCUCAGAACGACACCCAGAGUUCCCAUGACAACAAGAGUUACCCCCAGAAUCACGUCGACUGAGAGGUCAACCGUCAGGCCAGUCACUGCAAGGGUUACCGUAGCAACAAGGCCCCCAGCAGUAACCACCAGAUCAACCACUCUCGGUCCACCGACUGUCACACCAAGCCCUGUCACGACAAUCACGUCAGGGAUGCCGUCUACAUCUGUCGCAGCAUCUGCUGAGUCCAUCACCACAGCGAGCACGACCGAACGUGCUGACACAACCGCAGUACUUCCCAGCCUGUCCACCGCUACCGCUCCAGCGCCUGUUCCUACUCGAACCACAGUCACAGUAUCUACAGCCGUCCCCACGAUAACCACCAGGGAGUCAGCCACAUCUGAGAAAACCCUGACAACCAAAGAGACUGACGUGUCACCAUCCACAUCCCAACCGGUGACGUCUCCACCCGAUACGCACCUAAUCUCCACCCAGAAGCCCGGUGUUCCCACUCCCGCUACGGCCUCACUCCCAGCAGCCACCUCGGUCCAAACUACUGAGCAAGAUAGAGUUGAUCGCACCAGUCCAGGUGCAAGGACGCCUCCUGCACCAGCGUUGCCGUACACACCACUGGAAACGACCAAACACACAGCAGAGGGUACAACAUCAGUGGCUGUAUCACCUACAAGGAUGUGCAUGCCUCCGUAUGCAGAGAUCGUCGAUGAGUGCACGAAAUACAUCUGCGUCAACAACCAGCUCAUCCUGUUCAACAAAUCCCAGAGCUGCCCCUUUACCUCUGACCCGCCAAACUGCGGCCUGCUCGGCUUUGCCAUUCUCGUCAACGGAGACAAGUGCUGCCCGAAGUGGGACUGUCCAUGUCGCUGCUCUAUGUUUCCGGAUCUGAAUGUGAUCACAUUUGAUGGGAACAGCGUUGCCAUCUACAAGGCCGCCUCAUACAUAAUAACCCAGCUGCCCAAUGAGACCGUCAGUGUCCUGGUUCAGGAGUGUCCUGCCGAUUCAGAGUCAUCACUCCUCUGGAAUUUCACCAACCUGUGUCUGGUGGCACUCAACAUCACACACAACUCCAACCACAUCAUCAUCAACAGGCUGCAGAGGAGGCUCUAUGUCAACUCACGGUAUGCCAAACCUCGAUUCAAAAAGUUUGGCUUUGAGAUCUACGACACAGGCAAUAUGUACCUGAUCCGUAGCCCAGCUGGUCUCAAGCUGCAGUGGUACCACAGCACCGGCAUGAUGGUGAUCGACACCGACAGCUCCAGCAACAAGCUUCACACAAUGGGCCUCUGUGGUUUCUGUGAUGGAGACCCAACAAACGACCUGACUUUGGCCAACGGUACCACACUGGGCGAAAGCGAGGAUCCGGCUAUUUUCAUCGACAGCUGGCAGGUCCCCAACACCACCAGCUACAUCAGCCACAGCCGCCGCCGCGAGCUCAACUGCUCCACCAGCGACUGCUCCGGCUGCCUGCUCAUGCUGCAGAACGACGCCUUCUCCCCCUGCCACGCCUUCGUCCCGCCGAGCACCUUCUGUGAGGUUUGGGUACGAGAUUCCGAGUAUGUCAACAACCAGUGUGUGGCGCUGGCUGCCUACGUGGCUUCUUGCCACAAAUUCAACAUCUGCAUUGAGUGGAGGAGUUCAGAUUACUGCCCCUUCGUGUGUCCCGACACUCUUCGGUAUCAGGCCUGUCUGCCGGCAUGUACGUCUCAGUCCUGCCCCAACCACGACUUCGACUCGGACCCGGACCAGUGUUCAGGCCUGACUGAGGGCUGCGUGUGCACCGAGGGAACGCUCCUGCACCGGCCGUACUCUGCACUCUGCAUCUCACCUGACAAGUGUGCCUGCACUGACAGCUCCGGCGUUCCUCGUGCACACGGCGAGGUGUGGAAAGCAUCGAAGGAUGCCUGCUGCAUGUACCGCUGCGACAACGACUCCAUCAUUCCCGUGGAGUACAACUGCUCCAACAUGGUGGUGCCGACGUGCCGUCGAGCAGGGGAGGUGGUCAUCAGCCUGGCCGACGACACCAGCUGCUGCCCGCAGAAAGCCUGCGUGUGUAACCAGAGCCUGUGUGACCUGCUCCCUCCUGAGUGUAAAUACGGCGAGAAGCUGGUGUCGUACUACCGACAGGACUCCUGCUGUCCAGACUACGUGUGUGAGUGUGAUCCUGAGCUCUGUGAGUCGGACGUUCCCACCUGCAGAGAGGACCAGACUCUGAUCGCCACCAGAGCCGACGGCAGCUGCUGUCUCGCUCACAUUUGCAUGUGUUCUUCCUGUCCGGAGACGCCUCCUCUCUGCCAGGACGGCGAGGUGCUGACGGUGGACAGCAACACCACGGACCGCUGCUGCCCCGCCUACCAAUGUGUGUGUGAGCCCUACAGGUGUCCUCUGCUUGGAUGUCCUGUUGGGAUGUCGGUGGUGUCCGUGUCCAGUCCGAGUCGCUGCUGUCCAAACCAAACAUGCGAGUGUUCAUGUGAAAAGAUCGCCUCCCCAAAAUGUGGCCUGGGAGAGGCUGCCCAGCUGGACCGGGUCUUCCUGUCAGACCCACAGAACCAGUGUGCCUGCAAAAGAUACAAGUGUGUGCGGGAGGCGGUGUGUGUGUUCGGCGAGCGCGGCGUGUUGCGGCCGGGUCAGACUCUGGUGGAGCACCACGACGACGGCUUGUGUCACAGCAGGCAGUGCAGCCGCAGCCUCGACCCAGCGAGCGGCUUCCAUCUGCUGCGCACCAGCAGCAUCAACUGCUCCGCCCACUGCCAACCAAAUCAGAUCUACGUCCCUCCGAAAGACCAGACAACGUGCUGCGGUGUUUGUAAGAAUAUUUCCUGCCUCUACGAACACGACAAUGGGACAACAGUUCUCUAUAAGCCGGGGAAGUCCUGGGUAUCAAACUGCGUGAAGUUCGACUGCGCAGACACUCUGUCCGGACCCACGCUCAUCUCCUACUCCUUCAGCUGCCCACCAUUCAAUGAAACAGAGUGUAUCAAGAUCGGUGGAACCGUUGUAAGUUACAUGGACGGAUGCUGCAAGACAUGCAAAGAAGACGGGAAGUCGUGUCAGAAGGUGACGGUGAGGAUGACCAUCAGGAAGAACGACUGUCGCAGCAACAGGCCGGUGAACAUCGUGUCAUGUGAUGGGAAGUGUCCGUCUGCCAGCAUCUACAACUACAACAUCAACACGUACGCUCGCUUCUGCAAGUGCUGCAGGGAGACGGGGCUGCAGCGGCGCUCCGUGCAACUCUACUGCAGCAGCAACGCCACCUGGGUCAGCUACACCAUCCAGGAGCCCACCGACUGCUCUUGCCAGUGGUCCUAAACAUACACACACACACACACACACACACGAACACACACACACACACGGUGUUCAGAUACAUCCUACAUCCUAUAAAACCACAAAACAAAGAGGAAGAACAAACUUCAGCCAUGUUGCUUUAAGUUGUUGGGAGUGGAAUACUGAGCUGUGAUUGGCAGGACUGACACUUGCUCUUCCAGUUAGUUGUUCUGCUGCCUCUGCUGGCGGGGAGAUGGUACUGCAGGACAAUGAAGGUGACCUUUGACCUCUGAUAUUUACCUUCCCAGGGAAGCAUAAAGUGUCACAAAAAGGCAGAGUGGCCUGCUUCUGAUGACACCAUAUUGUAAGUUUUGUUUUCUGAGAAUUUAGAUUCAUCAGAAUUUUUUUCAAUUACUUAAAAGUUUAAAUUUGUUAAAAGUUUUUCAGUGUAUCAUUUUAAUAUCAGUUAGGGUUGGGCAAUAUUGAAAUUUCCCUACUGACGAUGUUGCCUUAAGAAAAAUGACAAUAUAAGAUAUUAUUGUCCAAAAAAGCUGAAGAGAAACGAAUGUAGAUAUAAACAUCUAAGGACUGGAAACACAUAUAUUGCAAUACAUAAGUGGCCACAAUGUUUAGACAGUUAGCGCUAUUUCACACAAGGACAUGCUAAGAUCAUAAAUCAGAUCAAUCAGCUGGUGACUAGUAACUGUCCUCGCACAGUCUCGCCACUGUUUAUAUGUUGUUAUGUUUGGUCCGGCUGCUCUCUGUGGAGGGAGUCGGUGGUAGUCUAGCGUAUUCUGAAUGGAGAGUUUUAAGAUGAGAGUGGAGAUUUGUGGCGUUUCCAUCUUUUGUCCCGACUUGUUUAUUGCACAGUUUACAAAUCACUUCGUUCCCAUUGUCUGGCUCUCCUUUUUUCGUUUGAUUUAAAACCAAAGAAUCACCAACGACCCCCCCUUUUCCCCCUCAAAUAAGCGUGCAGGAGACCAGAGAGAAAGACGUUGUGUGUUCAGCUUUCACUACUUUUGUAGUUUCUAACUGAAUCUCCGACUUCACUGUUUGUACUUUCACAUAUCUGAUUUAUUUUACCGUUUUUAGCUGCAUAGGAGUCGUGUUUAGUUGCUGCUGAUGAAAACCCAACAUUUCCUGAUUUUGCUGCUUCAUAAUAAAAGCUUUUAAAUAUUAAAA
Messenger RNA from Sebastes umbrosus (honeycomb rockfish), 10629 nucleotides. Its product is annotated as otogelin-like. Lineage: Eukaryota; Metazoa; Chordata; Actinopteri; Perciformes; Sebastidae. Gene Ontology annotation, cellular component: extracellular matrix. The record is from RefSeq and is a predicted model, not a curated record. Gene Ontology annotation, molecular function: protein binding; alpha-L-arabinofuranosidase activity. Gene Ontology annotation, biological process: L-arabinose metabolic process.